Chlamydomonas reinhardtii is the source of this 1271-nucleotide messenger RNA. RefSeq lists its product as uncharacterized. The coding region runs from base 594 to 899 and encodes 101 amino acids. Gene Ontology annotation, molecular function: 2 iron, 2 sulfur cluster binding. NCBI's taxonomy places the organism in Eukaryota, Viridiplantae, Chlorophyta, Chlorophyceae, Chlamydomonadales, Chlamydomonadaceae. The record is from RefSeq and is a predicted model, not a curated record. The transcript is spliced from 4 exons.
UGUCAGCUCGGGCUUCUUUCGCGCAAGCACGAAUUUCGCGCAGGCGCUGCACGCCCAGCUGCGCGCCUAGGGGAGGCAGCACCUCGGGCAGCACGCUCGAUCGCUCUCGCCAAGGGCGCGACCGGCAUCCGCUUAGGCCGGCGCGCGCAGGGUAUGCCAUUGUAUUUGUGUAAUUCCAAAGCGCUUACUUACCAGCCAGUUGUAGCCGCGCAGUGCCCCGUCCCAGCAGGCGCGUUCGGUACCGUGUCGGGACAGUGUCGGCGCGUGUCGGGAAAACCAUCACUCUGUGGUCGGUCAAGCGCCUCAAGAGCUUGCUUGCACGCGAAGUGCGAUGCUUCUCAGAAUUAGGCACUACACAUGUGCGCAUAGCGCCUGCUAGUUGACUAUCAAGAGCGACCAUGUUGCUGACGACCGUUUGUCCUUAUCGAUAUAUCAAUCGCCCCGCGUCACGCGUGAAUACUCAGCGCAUCACCGUUUCUGCCCACGCCUCUCUCGCGUCUGUACCCGUGAAGGCUGCACCUGAGAACUCUGCGUCCAACAACCAGUUAAAGCCGCCCAGUAAUGUGCAUACUGUGACUUUCAUCACGCCUAAAAUGGUGAAGAGCGUGCAGUCGCGCGAUGGCGCCAAUCUCUACACGGUCGCGGAUCACUCCGGCGUUCACCUGCCCGCCAGUUGCAAACAGGGGGCGUGCAGCGCCUGCGUCUGCAAGGUGGUGGAGGGGAAUGUAAAGCACACUGUCGACCCGGCCUGCCUCACGCCCAGGCUCAAGGCCGAGGGCUACGUGGCGGUCUGCGUCGCCAACGUGAGCGGUGACGUGAGCCUACAGACGCACAUGGGCGCCAAGGUGCGUCAGGCACGUGCUGAGGAGGCCGACCGCAUGCGCCACAAGCACGGUUAAACACAUGGCAGCACCGGUCGCUCCGGAGCACCAACGCAAUGCGUUGCCCCAGAGAGAGGCCCUGCCGCGGUGGGCUGGCUGGGUUGAAGAGUUUUGGGCGGUGCCCAUGCUAGGGGGCUGCCAAACAUAGGCAAGCAGGUGCUGUGUGUAUAUGUGCAUCCAAUGGCCCGCGCAACACUAUUGCGGCUUUUACACUACUUCAUUGAUAGUACGGCAUGAGUAGGGGCAUUUUCCUUUGGAUGAGGAUGUUCGGCCUCAGACUGUGGAUGGAGGGGCUCAGCCCCUUUUCCCGUGACCGGGGAACACUGUCCUUGGUCAAGGCAUUCGUCCGACAGCCGAACAGGGGCUCUUUGCAUGCGUUUUCCGGCCAGG